Messenger RNA from Corylus avellana, 1622 nucleotides. The record is from RefSeq and is a predicted model, not a curated record. NCBI's taxonomy places the organism in Eukaryota, Viridiplantae, Streptophyta, Magnoliopsida, Fagales, Betulaceae.
UAAUUUAUGUGCAUAAUUAAAAAUUUCACACUUAAAAUCAUUAAAAUAUUUAUUUCAAGUCAACAUAUAAAAACUCCAAGAGAGUAGAGUAGGGUAAAGAGUAGAAGCAGAUACGUGACGUGGACGGUGUUGGAAGGCGCGUGAGGAGAGGGAUCUUAUUGUCACAGUGACACUUCAUCCAUGUCUUGCAUUUUCUUUUUUCCCAAAACCCAAUCUGAAAGCCAAUCAUAAACAGCAACCAAAUUAAAAAACAUAGAGGCAACCUCAUCUCAUCAUCCCCCUCACACACACCCAUAUAGACAGACAAGCCCGACAUUCUGUCCGAAGAUAGAGAUUUGAGAGAGAUAGAGAGAGAGAGAAGCAGAGGACAUGAGGAAUCCUUCGUCAUCAUCAUCGCCAUCAGGAAAGGCUGGAGGUGGGUCUGGGUCGGCGGCGGCGGGCAAGUCGACGACGACGACGCCGUGCUGUAGCAAGGUGGGGCUGAAGAGAGGGCCAUGGACGCCGGAGGAGGAUGAGCUUCUGGCCAAUUACAUCAAGAAGGAAGGCGAGGGCCGGUGGCGGACCCUCCCCAAGCGUGCCGGGCUUCUACGCUGCGGCAAGAGCUGCCGCCUCCGCUGGAUGAACUAUCUCCGUCCAUCCGUCAAGCGCGGCCAGAUCGCCCCCGACGAAGAAGAUCUCAUUCUUCGCCUCCACCGCCUCCUCGGCAACCGGUGGUCGUUGAUAGCUGGGAGAAUUCCAGGACGUACAGACAAUGAGAUAAAGAAUUACUGGAACACUCACCUCAGCAAGAAGUUGAUCAGCCAAGGCAUAGAUCCAAGAACCCACAAGCCAUUGAACCCGGACUCCUCCGCCGCGGCUGCCAACAAAGCUUCUUCAUCAAAAACCAAUCGCAAUAUUAUCCCAAACCCUAACCCUAAUCCCGCUUCUCCUGUUGUCACAGAAGAGACUCCUGAAAAUGGAUACUUCCAAAACCCUAAUUUGGACGAUCAGUUACUCCAUGGCUAUUCAGCUUUGCCAAACUCUGAUGGUUCAGCUGGGAUGGGCUUGAGAAGCAAUUACAAUAAUGGCCCCAGCAGCACUGAAGAAGAAGAUGACAUAAAUUACUGCUCCGAUGAUGUGUUCUCUUCCUUCCUCAACUCAUUGAUCAAUGAAGACCCAUUCGCCGCCCAACACCAUCUUCUGCUGCAACAGCAACAACAACAACAACCUAGUACUGGGAUUGCGCCGGUGUCUCUGUCUGACCCUUUGAUUUCCAUCACUGCAUCGAGCUUUGGCGGCCUCGGGGCUGGCUGGGAAUCUGCAAUAAUGUCUUCAACUUUCAACCAAAAUGAGCCCAAGAGGGAAUAAUCGAGUUGAAUAGAAUUUCCUUUCAUAUAUAUAUACCAGCUGCUUGCAUUGGGUAUGAAAAUGCAAGCAAUUUGAUAUAUAUAUAUUUAUAUAGUUAAUGAAAAGUCUAGGGUUUGUCCUAUUAUGAUCGAUCAUCAUUUUAUGUAUGUUUGUCUAUUCUUAUUCCACAUCUUAUUUUCGUGGCUGUAAUGUGUGUGGUAAUGUAUUGUUGUUGUUGUAGACAAAGAACAGACUGAACAGUACUGUAAUAAUAUUAUAGAUUGCAUCUUGAAUGA